UUCGUCAGGUCACUGUCUCACUAAACCACCGGCGCGCUCCGCCACUGCAUCUUUAACCCUCCCCUUGUCACACCAACCCAACCAUGAUUUGCCUCAAAGCCUUCUCAUCCCCUCUCCACCUCCCCACCCUCCGCCGCAUCGCCCCUCCCUCCUCCGCCCUCCGCACCCGCAUCGCCGCCAUGUCCUCCUCCUCCUCCGCGGUCGCCGCCCCGGUCGAGCACAUCGUGCUCCUCAAGGCCCGCCCGGAGGCGGUCGCCUCGGGCGCCGCCGCGGCGAUGGUCUCCUCGCUGCAGGCGCUCGCCACGCAGGUCCCGGGCCUGGCCUACAUCCACGCGGGCCCGGUCCUCCGCCUCCGCUCCCCGGCCGCGGAGGCGCUGGGCCCCACCCACCUCCUCCACUCCCGCUACGCCACCAAGCAGGACCUGGCGUCCUACGCGGCGCACCCGGCGCACGUGGCCGCCGUGCAGGGGCACGUGCUCCCCAACGCCCUCGACACCACCGCCGUCGACUGGGUCAACGCCGCGGAGCUCCCGUCCCCCGUGAGCCCCGGCAGCGCCGUGCGGCUCACGCUCGCCAAGGUGAAGGAGGGGGUGGAGGUCGCGCAGCUCGUGGAGAAGGUGGCCGCGGCGACGAAGGCCGCCGGGGAGGCGAAGGGCGCCAAGGUGAGCUUCGGGGAGAACUUCUCCCCCGCGCGGGCCAAGGGGUACCAGUUCGGGAUGGUGGCAGUGUUCGACAGCGUGGAGGAGCUGGACGCGGUGGAAGGGGACGGCAAGGUCGAGGAGGCCAAGGCUGCGGUCAGGCCACUUCUCGAUGAGGUGGUUGUGCUGGACUUCGUGGUCGAGGCUGCUGGAGGGGCUCCAUCGCCGGCGAGUCUCUGAGAGGUUUCAGGUUUGAUUUCAGUUCCGAGUGCGUUGGAGAUUUGGGAAUAAUGUACCCCUUCUGGUUGUCAACUUGUGAAAUUGAGCAUGGCAGUUGGACGAAUAAGAAUUUUCCUUCCCUUGAUUAAGGAUGAAGGAUCGAAGUCUGACGAUCUUGACCUGGAUCCUGCAUGUCAGCCUACAUAUGGUUAUAUGAAGGUCGAAAGCCUUCAUAAUGCUUGCCAA
Molecule: messenger RNA, 1103 nt
Organism: Setaria italica (foxtail millet)
Lineage: Eukaryota; Viridiplantae; Streptophyta; Magnoliopsida; Poales; Poaceae
Product: stress-response A/B barrel domain-containing protein UP3
Exons: 1
Coding region: 84-878 (264 amino acids)
Source: RefSeq, a predicted model, not a curated record